Arabis nemorensis is the source of this 537-nucleotide messenger RNA. The record is from the annotation of a GenBank genome assembly. NCBI's taxonomy places the organism in Eukaryota, Viridiplantae, Streptophyta, Magnoliopsida, Brassicales, Brassicaceae.
AUGUCGGAUUCUCAGGCUAAGUCAUCGGCGAUGAGUCCCGGAGGUGGCGGUGGAAGCCAUGAAAGCGGCGGAGAUCAAAGCCCUAGGUCGUUAAAUGUUCGUGAGCAGGAUAGGUUUCUUCCGAUUGCUAACAUAAGCCGUAUCAUGAAGAGGGGUUUACCUGCUAAUGGCAAAAUUGCUAAAGAUGCUAAAGAGACAAUGCAGGAAUGCGUCUCUGAAUUCAUCAGCUUCGUCACCAGCGAAGCGAGUGAUAAGUGCCAAAGAGAGAAAAGGAAGACCAUUAAUGGAGAUGAUUUGCUUUGGGCAAUGACCACUUUAGGAUUUGAAGAGUACAUUGAGCCUUUGAAGAUUUACCUGAUGAGAUAUAGAGAGGGUGACACUAAGGGAUCAGGAAAAGGCGGGGAAUCGAGUGCUAAGAAAGAUGGUCAACCAGCUCAAUUUCCGCAGCUUGCUCACCAAGGUUCUUUCUCGCAAGGUCCUUAUGGAAACUCUCAAGCUUCUUCGCAUAUGAUGGUUCAAAUGCCGGGAUCAGAGUAG